AGUGGAACGGAUUAAGAAUGAAAGUGUUUGCAAAAUACUAAAACUUUAUGACCGGCAGCAGAUUAAGAAUGAAUUGUUUUUUAUUAUGCCACCCGAGUGGGCAUAAGUCAAAAAUGUGUAGGUAAGACACAGGUAGUCGUUGUCGAUGGUCAAGGAUCCCAAAAAAGUCGGGCUCGGGAGGGGUCAGGUAAACAAACAGGCAGCAGGAUAGGGUUCCUCUAGGUGCAUAUAAACUAUUGUGGGUGGUGGAAGAGUCAUCAAUCGUUCAACAAACGUUGUACAAGCAACAUCGGAAUACAUUUUUUUGCAACUGCAAAUUAUUCAAAAUAUUAAAAAAACAUUAGCUGAAAAAAUCUGCAACACUAAGUGCACUGCAAAAAAAGUUAAAGGAAAUCCGCAACACACUUUGUAUUUUGAAGAUAAAAAUCUACAUAAAUCGAGCAAAAAUGCCCCGUUACCAGAAACUGAUCAACGAAGAAGUCAGCUCGCCAGCAGAAACUAUUGCCCAGCAACAGCAGCAACAUCGCUAUCAGCAGCAGCAACACAAGACGCCGAGCGUGGGCUAUCACCUAUAUUUGUACCGCCAGCAACUGGCACAGAAGAACGUGGAGUACAUGAGGUUGUCCAAGGCCAAGUACUUCAUCACCGACACUCUCCUGGCCAAGACGGUGCGGAAUUUGAAAGGCUGCAGCGUCGACGAACUGAAGACUGUUAAUCACCAGAUUGUAUUCCGGCACAAGCUUCGUCAUCAAAUCCAAAGACUUCGCAAGCUGAGAAGUCUGGGAAUCAAGAAUGCCAAUCCCAAAAUGGAGAGCACGGAACUGUGAGAAGGAGCAUCCUGAUCAGGAUCAGCUAAAGGAAGAGGUUUCUCAAGCUAUGAUCUAAGCAUAGUUAAAAGGAUAAUCCUCUGUGGGAUAAUCAAUUUGUAAAUCUCUUCCUAAUUUUAAUCUCGUCAAAUUAUUCAAAAUUUUAAAAAUAAUUUCUAAUCAUUACUUUAAG
This is a messenger RNA of Drosophila eugracilis, 999 nucleotides long. RefSeq lists its product as uncharacterized. The record is from RefSeq and is a predicted model, not a curated record. Bases 447 to 827 code for a protein of 126 amino acids. Lineage: Eukaryota; Metazoa; Arthropoda; Insecta; Diptera; Drosophilidae. The transcript has a single exon.